Gilbertella persicaria is the source of this 1980-nucleotide messenger RNA. RefSeq lists its product as uncharacterized. Lineage: Eukaryota; Fungi; Mucoromycota; Mucoromycetes; Mucorales; Choanephoraceae. Bases 1 to 1980 code for a protein of 659 amino acids. The record is from RefSeq and is a predicted model, not a curated record. The transcript is spliced from 3 exons.
AUGAUGCCUGGUCAAAAAACAUUACCCUCGGACGAUUGGAAAGAUCAAAACAAGCAAUUGGUGCCCAGUACCAGUUCAAACUCUGUAGCUCGUAGGCCUAGUCAAAGACACGGUAUGCCUUGGACAGAUCGUCAAUCAAAACUUCAGAUCGAUAAUAAUGCUGAGCCUCCUCCCACGUUUACUGCUGCUCCCAAGAAAAUAUCUAUAAAGCAUGUUCGUGAUAAUAAACAUCAAAAGUACAUCCAACGCAUGGAUAAUGGCAUUGACCCUGUUGUACUCUUGACUGACAGGAUGGAGUCAUGGCAUUCUGCUAUUAAAAGUUUGGUUUCUCUUUUUAAGAAAUUGGUGGUGGUCGAGAACAAAACUGCCAAAAACUUGGUAAAUGCUAGCAAGGAAAUCGUUUUGCCCUUUCCAAAAUCCAAUGGUCAAUUCCUCGAGACAGGUGCUGGUGGUAUUCAAGAUGUCUGGGGCUCACUUCGAGACUAUACGCUUCAACACGGUAUUCUCCAUCAUGAAUCUGCAGGCUAUAUUGAAAAGGCUGUCAUUCCUGCUUUGCGUGCUAUCAAGGCAGAUAUCAGAACGAUGAUUAUCUCUGUUCAAAAAGACAAGAACCUCAAGACAACACUCAUUUUUGAAAGUCGUAUACAAGUCGAUCGCUUAAUUUCUCGUCUCGACAAGGUCAUUGAACAUGUCUAUCGCGCUCCUUUACAAGCAGAACAAUACACGGAUCCUUUUUUGAUUAAUUUGGGUAUUGUUCAUGCUGUUCGUGAGCUCUGUGACCAUGAAAACCGUCUUCAUGACAAUAUUUUCUCUCUUCAAAAGGAAACAGGCAUGUUUGAACAAAAGAUCAUUGAAAACAUUCGUUACGUUCUUUUGAAGCUUCAAGAAUACAAAAUGAAGCACAAGAUGGAAGCACCUGAAUACAUUGAUCAAGUCAUUGAAAGCUUUGAUUAUGUCAAGCCAUCUAUGGAAUGGAAUGAAUUUGUUCGCCGCAACCAAUACAAUCUCAUCAUGGAAAACUCUGCUUACAAGACUGAAAACAUGGUUGAAUACCCCAACCAAGAUAGUAAGUUUGUUCGGGCUAUCAAGAUUGGUCCUCUUGAACAGAGGACGGGUACUAUAAAACGUUGGACAGAAGGUGUUUAUUUGUUGACUCCAGCUGGCUUCUUACAUGGUUACAAGACUCCUAAACAUUUCCAACAAAACCCUCUUCGUCCUUCUUACUCUAUCUUUGUCCCUCAUAUAAGCGUUGAAUACGAGGAUGAUGAUGAUGUUUUCGAACUGCGCGGUAGUGACAGACGCUCUUCCAUGGGUUUAGGAACGCAUUACGUCUUCCGUGCAAACAACCCUCGUGAAGCCCAAGAAUGGUCGGAAGCUCUUCUUCGCAUUAACGAUCAAUUCAGACCCAUGCCUUUAUUGGAAGCUGCUCCCGCUGGUUUCUCUUCUAACAAAACAUCUGCUCCUGUCCAUCGCGACUUGCCUCCUUUGCCCGAGAGUACUUUACCUUUAGCUGGCCAAAGUGACAGAAAGAAGGAGAAGAUGCGAGCUAUUGAAGGCCCAGGUCGUCGUGGCUUAGGUACUGUUAAUGAAGAUCAUGAUGAGGAAGGCCAUAAUAGCAAGCCAUUACCUCACAAAUCUACAGUUCCCGGUGGAAGUCAAUUUAUUGGAGAACAACAAUAUCAACAUCAACUGGCUGAUCCUGCUACUCCUGUUACGCCUGCUCAAGCCCUGAAUGGUCAAAAAUUCGAUAAAAGACCUGCUCAAGAACAAAAAGACCUUCCAAUGAUGCAAGGCAAUGAAGUGCAAAACAGUUCCUUUCAUAAUGAUCCAAACCUUGAAGAUGACCAAAGCAUUCAUUCCAAAACUGAAGGUGAAGAACAACAUUCUUCUCGAAUGGAAAAAAAUCCUUUGCAAGGCGAUCACUUUUCUCCUAUCCACCAUGCUUCUUCUCAAAAGCAAGGAUCUUCUCUAGCUUUCUAA